Messenger RNA from Mercenaria mercenaria, 2200 nucleotides. RefSeq names its product sushi, von Willebrand factor type A, EGF and pentraxin domain-containing protein 1-like. Gene Ontology annotation, molecular function: serine-type endopeptidase activity. NCBI's taxonomy places the organism in Eukaryota, Metazoa, Mollusca, Bivalvia, Venerida, Veneridae. Bases 48 to 2162 code for a protein of 704 amino acids. Gene Ontology annotation, biological process: complement activation. The record is from RefSeq and is a predicted model, not a curated record. Gene Ontology annotation, cellular component: extracellular region. The transcript is spliced from 11 exons.
AAUUGUUGAAGAUUUUCAUUGUUGUUCAGUAGUUAUUUUGAAAUAAAAUGAAAAUAAAGUUAUUAAUUAUCUUGUGGAUGUUCUUUGGCGUGAACUGUUGGAGACCGUUUGGUGUCCAACGACGAUGUGAAAUGGCUGGUCGUCUUGCGAACAGUAAUUAUGUAGAGACAGGAAAUAUCAGAGUGUAUACGUGUAAAGAUCACCAUGUGAGCAAUAUUCCAGGACUGUCUAAAAUUCAGUUUCGAUGCAGGUUUGAAAGGAAGCUUGGUGCGUUUGUUUGGAAAGCAACGGCCUCGAAGUUUGAGCCAACUGGCAGCAUUAAUCUACAAGCCGUCACAUGUGAAUUGAAGAAGGAGUGCAUGAACCCUCCUGUCCCCGACAACAUGGAAAGGGAGCAAACUAUUAAGUACCAGGCUGCGGUUUCCCAUAAAGGGAUACCAGAGGCACUUGACACUUUCUACAGUGGCGAUACUCUCAAGUACAGGUGUAAACAUGGAUAUAGCUUGCCAAAUGAAGCUGAUUUACUCACUCUCGAAGACUAUGGAGGUUAUGACUACAACUAUAACUACGGAUGGUAUGGCUACAAUUAUGAUUCAUAUGGAACAACAGAAACGAGUACAAGACAAUCUGUAUCUGAGGAGAUAACAUGCGACUUGAACGGACGUUGGAAUAACUUAGAGGUCGAAGAGUUGUAUUUCGGGGAGUGCAAAGAAAUUCAUUGCGAUGCCACACGGUUUAAUAACAUAAGAAAUGGCAAUAUAACAGAUUAUAAGGAAUCGUAUGGAUUUCUGGAAGAAAUGAAGCUGAUUUGUGAUGAGGGAUAUCGUUCAAAAGAUGGAAUGCAUUCGGUCGUAUGUACCUCGCCGUCAAGUUUUAAUAAGAUUUUGUUACCGCAGUUUGGAUGCGAACCGAUAAAGUGUAUGGAACCAUCCAAUCCCAGAAAUGGUCGACUUCGUUUGGGCGGGGUGUUUGUAGGUGAUACUGCUACAUAUGAGUGUGAAACAGGCUUUAGAUUGAUAGGGAAUGAAAACUGGACAUGUCAGCCUAAUGGUAAAUGGGACCACGAUUGUGUAAUAUGUGCAGGCGAUAUAUUUUCAGGUUCAUACUGUACGCCCACAUGUGUCCCUCUCGGUGCACACUUAACGUCGAUAGAGGACACAGGCAAACAAGGCGCGGUUCUAGAGUUCACUUGCAAGUCUGGGCAUUAUUUUGGAAAAUCUGAAACCAGGACCUGUAUGGAAAAUAGGCAGUGGAGUGGAUCGCCAAUUGAUUGCGCAGGGGCAUCACUAUUUGAUCCUAAUGUCGGAUUUGAACUGCUAUCCGCAUUAAAGCAAAUUCCAUAUAAAGACAAGGCACACGACCUCCGUAAGACAGGUGUAGUCCAAUCAAAGACUAUAAACGUUGGCGCAAACGACGGCAUUGAUGUGUACUUGCUGGUUGACAUAUCCAGAAGCAUAACAGAGGAAAAAUUCAACGCAACAAAUCAAUUCCUGUCUGCUUUACUCCCAGAGCUUGGUUUAAAUAGUGCAGAGUCUGGCACACGCCUUGCGCUAGUUUACUUCGCUGAACAUGCGUUUACAGUAUUCAACCAGCACACUUUAGGCAGGGAUCGUCUUUUUAGGUCGUAUGAAGAAGCCGUUGAAAAAAUCAGGGAAACACAGUUAUCGAUUUGGGAUAUCAAGAAGAAAACAAAAUGUGGAACUGCAAUAACUACUGCCCUUGAGAGCAUCGUCAAUGAUGUUGAAACUAAGACGGUGAUGUUUCAGAUGGGGGUGCCAAAUGUACGAAAAGCACAACAAGUGCUUAUAAUACUCAGUGAUGGCACAUUCACUACUAUGGGUGACCCUUCUGGUACAGCGGAUCAUUUGAAAAUGUUUUAUGAGGUUGAAAUUUAUUCUAUUGCUAUUGGAUCUCCAGAAUUAAACAAAUACGGAUUUGAAGUGAUGGAAAAUCUUGCGAGCAAUAUUGAAAACGAGAGCCACUACUUUGAAAUUAAUGGUUACGACUCAGAUUUGGCGGCAGUAACUUACCAGAUGAUUAAUCCAAGUAGGCAAACCUCAAUAAAAAUGUUUCGAAUUUCUUUACUUGUGCAAAGAAUCUGUUCGCAUCUUUCAAAAAGAGAGAUAAUCUGUAUUUUGUUUAUUGUUGUAUUUCAGAUAUGAGAUCAAACUUAAAUCGAUAAAUAUAUAUAUGAAAAGUU